CAGUGAAUGGCAUAGAGAUGGCACUCAUGCAGAGACUCGCAAUGCAAACAAACUUUGAAAAGUGAAUGAAAUGUUUACAGUUAUAGACCAUUGAAUUGGUGACCACUUUAUCACUCAUCUAAUCAUCAAAUUACUAAUCAUUGUAUCCAUUGAUUACACGAACCAUAGAGUGGACGACAAUGUCCUCAAGAGUGGUGACUCUUGUGACGGGAAAUGAGAAUAAACUGAAAGAAAUCGUCAAAAUCUUGGGCAAAGCACUUCCAUUUGAGUUAGUUUGCAAAGACAUAGAUCUGCCUGAAUAUCAGGGAGAGGAACGGUAUAUAAUAUCCGCCAAAUGCAAGGCCGCCGCACAGCUCGUCAAUGGGCCCGUCAUUGUGGAGGACACGUGUCUGGGUUUCAAAGCUUUGGGAGGACUUCCCGGGCCUUACAUUAAAUGGUUUCUCCAAGAGUUGGGACCAAACGGAUUGCACCGUCUGUUGACGGGUUGGGAGGAUAAGAGUGCUGUUGCUGUUUGUAAUGUUGCCUAUUGUGAGGGCUCACACAAGUUGCAUGACAUCCAGGUAUUCAGGGGUGAAGUGGACGGCCGUAUAGUAGAGCCGAGAGGACCGACACAUUUCGGAUGGGAUCCCUGUUUCGAGCCCUUAGGAUAUACACAGACUUACGCGCAGAUGGAUAAAGAGCUUAAAAAUACUAUUUCUCAUCGAUUUCUAGCAUUUGAUAGUUUGAGACAAUAUUUUGAAAGCGAAUCAAAUGUUUUAGAAAAUUCAUAAUAAAGUCAAAUCAUGUUUAAUGAGUGAAUAAAUACAAGUGAAACCUUGAAAUAUCAAUUCGUUUAUUUAACAAUAGAUCAAUAAAUAUAUAUUUCGUAUAAAACAUAUA
Molecule: messenger RNA, 879 nt
Organism: Oppiella nova
Lineage: Eukaryota; Metazoa; Arthropoda; Arachnida; Sarcoptiformes; Oppiidae
Source: the annotation of a GenBank genome assembly